This is a messenger RNA of Paramecium pentaurelia, 1336 nucleotides long. Lineage: Eukaryota; Ciliophora; Oligohymenophorea; Peniculida; Parameciidae. The record is from the annotation of a GenBank genome assembly.
AUGAGAUCUCAAAGUGAUAAUUCUAAAAAGUCUAAUUCUGAAUUAAUAUCAAAGGCUAAUUAUCUAUAUACCAGAGCUUUAAUGUGGCCUUAAUUGAUGGACAUUGAUUUAAAGAUUAGUCAUCCUAUCUAAAGUGUUAAAUUGAAUUAAUAAAAUUAAAGAGUAAUAAAGUAUAAUAAAAUAUUAUAAGAUUUGAUGUUAUAAGGACUAGAGGAAAUUUGCUUGAUUCAAAUUUAAAAACUUAACUUGAAUAAUUACUAACAUAUUAUGUGAUAUCAAAUCAUAUAACUUAUAAAUAAGGAUUACAUGAAAUCGCAGCUCCAUUUAUAAUAUUUAUUAAUGCAGGCUUAAAUAUAUCAGUAGUUUAUUCUAUGUUUAAUGAAUUUAUUAGAAGAUAUAUGACUAAUUUUUUUGAUGAUGAUUAUUCAGGAAUUCAAUCAAUAUUAUCUGUUUAUAAUUUAUUAUUGAAAUAUCAUGAUAUGGAAUUAUACAAUAGAUUAACUUUACAUGAAAUAUCACCUUAAUUGUAUGCCAUUCCAUGGUUCAUUACUUUAGGUAUUAAUAAGGCUUCUUUUCCAAUAGCAUAAAUGAUAAUAGAGAACACUAUUCUGAUAAAUGAUAGAUAUUUCAUUUUUAGUUUUAACAUUGCAAUAGUAAUCUAUAAAAAAAAAGAAAUCUUAAAUAAUAGAGCUGACAAUUUACCAUAUUUUAUGUCUAAGAUAUUUUUAGAUGAUGAAAAAACUUAUUAUGAAAUUAUUAAAAUAGCUAUAAAAAUUCAUACAUAUACACCAAAGCAAUUUUGGAUUUAUUUGGACUCUUUAAAUCUAUUUAAUCAUCAUGCCAAACCAAUAUUUUUGGAAUAGGAAAAAUAACCAUUAUUAGAUAUGAUUUAAAUAUCACCUUAUGAAGUUUAGGAUAUGAUUAAUUAACAUAUAUUAAUAACAGAGAAAUGGGAAAUUUAAGAUCUAAAUCAUCCUCAAGUAUAAAAAAUUAAAUAAAUAUUCAGUAAAUAAAAUUAUAAUCCUUAAUAACCAGUUUUGAUAUUUGAUUAUUUAACUGAUGAAUUAAAAGAUAAAAUUGCAUUAAAUACAUUAAUACAUAUUGUAGAUUUAUCAAGAUAAAAUUUAUAAAAAAUAUUAUAACAAUUAUUCAAUUUUAAAAUGACAAAUAAAUUAUGGAUUUGUUUAUUUACUAAUAAAGAUAUUGAACAUUUAUGUAAUAGUUUUAUUUUUAAUUAGUUAAUCCUAUUUAUAUAGCAUUACAAGAAGCAAAUACUAAAUACAUUUGUAAAUGUGACAAAAAUCAAUUUAUUGAGUUAUAUGAAUUCUAAAAUUGA